This is a messenger RNA of Zingiber officinale, 2637 nucleotides long. RefSeq names its product oligopeptide transporter 7-like. Lineage: Eukaryota; Viridiplantae; Streptophyta; Magnoliopsida; Zingiberales; Zingiberaceae. The record is from RefSeq and is a predicted model, not a curated record. Gene Ontology annotation, biological process: transmembrane transport. The transcript is spliced from 6 exons. The coding region runs from base 200 to 2509 and encodes 769 amino acids. Gene Ontology annotation, molecular function: oligopeptide transmembrane transporter activity.
AUCUGGCCGACUAAAUUAAUAUAAAAAAAAUAAAAAAUAGAAACUAAAAAAAAUUUGAAGAUCCCCCGAUCCCCUUCCUAUCAAUACAGACAACUCCCGUCCUUUCAAUUUCUUCUCCUCCGAUUGGAUUCCCAUCUAAAUCAACAGAAAUCGAGCGAAAAAAUUCGAGGAGGAAAAAGAGAAAGAUCGAACAACAAUAAUGGGCAAUCGACGAAGAGAAGAAGAAGAAGAAGCAGAGCAGCAUCAAAUGAUCACAACUCCGCUGCUUCACGAGGAAGCAGCCGCGCCGUCGGCAGCGGCGGCGGCGGCACCGGCAGCGGCGGCGGAGGAAGAAGAAACAGGGGAGGAGUUGCUGGAGAACUCGCCGGUGGAGCAGGUGGCGCUGACGGUGCCAGUGGAGGACGACCCAUCGACGCCGGCGCUGACGUUCCGGAUGUGGGUGCUGGGGACGGCCUCUUGCGUGCUGCUCUCCUUCCUCAACCAGUUCUUCUGGUACCGGAAGGAGCCGCUGUCCAUCACCGCCAUCUCCGCCCAGAUCGCGGUGGUGCCGCUCGGUCACCUCAUGGCCGCCACGAUCACCGACCGCGUCUUCUUCCGGGGAAGCCGGUGGGAGUUCUCGCUCAACCCCGGGCCGUUCAACAUCAAGGAGCACGUGCUCAUCACCAUCUUCGCCAACUCCGGCGCUGGCAGCGUCUACGCCAUCCACAUCGUCACCGCCAUCAAGAUUUUCUACCGAAAGCACCUCAACUUCUUCGUCUCCCUCGUCGUCGUCAUCACCACGCAGGUGCUGGGAUUCGGAUGGGCGGGAAUAUUCCGGCGGUAUCUCGUAGAGCCGGCGGCGAUGUGGUGGCCGUACAAUUUAGUGCAGGUCUCGUUGUUCAGGGCUUUGCAUGAGAAGGAAGAAGCAGCAAAAGGAGGUUUGACAAGGAAUCAGUUCUUCACGGUGGCCUUCCUCUGUAGCUUCGCCUACUACGUCUUCCCCGGCUACCUAUUCUCCAUGCUCACCUCCCUCUCCUGGGUCUGUUGGGUCUUCCCUAGCUCCAUCUUGGCGCAGCAGCUCGGCUCCGGCCUCUACGGCCUCGGCCUAGGGGCCGUCGGCCUCGACUGGUCCACCGUCUCCUCCUACCUCGGCAGCCCGCUGGCCAGCCCCUGGUUCGCUACCGCCAACGUCGCCGUCGGCUUCGUGCUCAUCAUGUAUAUCAUCACGCCGAUCGGCUACUGGCUCGACUUCUACAAGGCCAAGAGCUUCCCAAUCUUCUCCGACGGCCUCUUCACCUCCACCGGGCAGAGGUACAACAUUUCCGGUAUCAUAGACCCCAACUUCCACCUCGACAUCGACGCCUAUGAGAAGAACGGGCCGCUUUACCUCAGCACCUUCUUCGCGGGCAAUUACGGCGUCGGCUUCGCGUCGCUUACCGCCACCAUUUCGCACGUCCUCCUCUUCCACGGAAGAGAAAUCUGGCAGAUGAGCAAAUCGGCUUUCAAAGAUCAGAAGAUGGACAUCCACACGAGAUUGAUGAGCAGGUAUAAGCAGGUCCCUCAGUGGUGGUUCAUCGCGAUCCUUGUCGCCAACAUGGCGUUCACAAUCUUCGCCUGCGAGUACUACAUCGACCAGCUCCAGCUGCCGUGGUGGGGCGUGUUGCUCGCCUGCUCCAUUGCAUUUUUCUUUACGCUCCCCGUCGGAAUCAUCACAGCAACCACCAAUAAGACGCCGGGAUUGAACGUAAUCACAGAGUACAUUAUAGGGUAUCUGUACCCCGGCCGGCCGGUGGCGAACAUGUGCUUCAAGGUGUACGGGUUCAUCAGUAUGAAGCAGGCGUUGAUGUUCCUGCAAGACUUCAAGUUGGGGCACUACAUGAAGAUUCCGCCGAGGACGAUGUUCAUGGCUCAGGUGGUAGGGACGUUGAUCGCCGCGUUUGUCUACUUGAGCACUGCGUGGUGGCUUAUGGAGACGAUUCCGGACAUCUGCAACAAGAGCUUGUUGUCUCCGGAGAGUCCGUGGACCUGCCCGGGCGACCACGUCUUCUACGACGCGUCGGUGAUAUGGGGCCUGAUCGGCCCUCGCCGGAUCUUCGGGAAUCUCGGCACGUACGCCGCCAUCAACUGGUUCUUCCUCGUCGGAGCGGUAGGGCCGCUGCUUGUCUGGCUCGCGCACAGGGCAUUCCCUGACAAGGAGUGGAUCAGGCUCAUCAACAUGCCGAUCCUGAUCGGCGCCACCGGGGACAUGCCGCCGGCGACUGCGGUGAACUACACCACUUGGAUUCUGGUCGGAUUCCUGUCGGGCUACGUGGUAUACAGGUACAGAAGGGACUGGUGGAAGCGGCACAAUUACGUGCUUUCCGGUGCGUUGGACGCAGGAUUAGCGUUCAUGGCCGUUUUGAUCUAUCUCUGCUUGGAGCUGGAGAAUGUCAGUCUGCGUUGGUGGGGCAACGAGUUGGAUGGCUGCCCUUUGGCCUCGUGCCCGACAGCUCCUGGCGUCGUUGUUGAAGGCUGCCCAGUGUUACGGUAACCAUCGAUCGUUGGAUGAUCGUGGUGGAGAGUAGAGACUUCUUGUAUUGAAACAAUCUGUAGGGGAAGUAUUUAAUUUUACAUCUCACAGAAAUCACAAGAUUACUUGUGCCUGUGUAUUAACACUUA